UAGCUGCUGCUGCUGCUUUAGGAGCAAGUGAGAGGAAGCAGCUCUGAAGGGGGCGCGGGGGCCGAUCCGACUGCAGCUGUGCUGAAUCACAGGCGCUGAUUAAUCCCUCCAGCCCGCUCCCUGCAAGCGGCCGCAGGAUUGCGAGAGGACUGGAGUGCAUGCAGAGUUCAGGCUCCAGUCCGGCUGCGCACAAUGGAGGAUGAAAGCAUCAAACAGAGUUCCCAGUCACCUGAUGAAGCUGAAGAUAAGGAGAAGGACCAGCGCACGGUAACAGUCAAUCCUUUUCACAUGGGAAAGGCGUUCAAGGUCAUGAAUGAAUUACGGAGCAAGCGACUCCUCUGUGACGUGGUGAUUGUUGCUGAAGCCAUUGAGAUGGAAGCCCAUCGCGUUGUCCUAGCAGCCUGCAGCCCCUAUUUUUGUGCAAUGUUUACAGGAGACAUGACUGAAAGUAAAGCAAAGAAGAUUGAAAUAAAAGACGUUGAUGGGCAAACACUGAGUAAGCUGAUUGAUUACAUCUACACAGCUGAAAUAGAGGUCACGGAAGAGAACGUGCAGGUUUUGUUGCCAGCUGCUAGCUUAUUGCAAUUAAUGGAUGUUAGACAAAAUUGCUGUGAUUUUCUCCAGUCCCAGCUGCACCCCACAAAUUGCCUUGGAAUUCGAGCCUUUGCAGAUGUGCACACCUGCACUGAACUUCUGCAGCAGGCAAAUGCCUAUGCAGAGCAGCACUUUCCCGAGGUGAUGCUAGGGGAAGAAUUCCUUAGCCUUAGUCUGGACCAGGUUUGCAGUUUAAUAUCAAGUGACAAGCUCACUGUGUCUUCCGAAGAAAAGGUCUUUGAAGCUGUUAUAUCUUGGAUAAAUUAUGAGAAAGAGUCCCGCUUAGAACACAUGGCUAAACUGAUGGAGCAUGUUCGUCUGCCCCUUUUGCCCAGAGAUUAUCUUGUACAGACAGUUGAAGAAGAAGCUUUAAUCAAGAAUAACAACACAUGUAAAGACUUCCUUAUUGAGGCCAUGAAAUAUCAUUUGCUUCCUCUGGAUCAAAGGCAAUUGAUAAAGAACCCUAGAACAAAACCAAGGACUCCAGUUAGCCUGCCAAAGGUAAUGAUUGUGGUUGGUGGGCAAGCGCCCAAAGCCAUCCGGAGCGUGGAGUGUUACGAUUUUGAGGAGGAUCGGUGGGAGCAGGUAGCUGAGCUUCCGUCCCGGAGAUGCAGAGCAGGUGUGGUGUUCAUGGCAGGCAACGUUUAUGCGGUCGGGGGGUUUAACGGCUCUCUGAGAGUGCGAACUGUAGACAUGUAUGAUGGCGUGAAGGAUCAGUGGACGUCAAUUGCCAGCAUGCAGGAACGACGAAGCACUUUGGGAGCAGCGGUGCUGAAUGAACUCCUGUAUGCUGUGGGCGGAUUUGACGGAAGCACUGGUCUGGCAUCAGUAGAAGCCUAUAGCUAUAAAACCAAUGAGUGGUUUUUUGUGGCUCCCAUGAACACAAGAAGAAGCAGUGUUGGAGUUGGAGUUGUGGAGGGUAAGCUAUAUGCUGUGGGGGGUUAUGAUGGAGCGUCACGUCAGUGCCUUAGUACCGUAGAGCAGUAUAAUCCGGCUACAAACGAAUGGACCUACGUUGCUGAUAUGAGCACUCGGCGCAGCGGUGCAGGCGUCGGUGUUCUCAGUGGACAGCUGUAUGCUACUGGAGGGCACGAUGGUCCCUUGGUGAGGAAGAGUGUGGAGGUUUAUGAUCCAGGAACAAAUACCUGGAAACAAGUUGCAGACAUGAACAUGUGUAGAAGAAAUGCAGGUGUGUGUGCUGUAAAUGGACUACUCUAUGUGGUUGGAGGAGAUGAUGGUUCUUGCAAUUUGGCCUCUGUAGAGUAUUAUAAUCCUGUCACUGAUAAAUGGACAUUACUGCCAACGAAUAUGAGCACUGGAAGAAGUUAUGCAGGUGUGGCUGUGAUUCAUAAACCAUUGUGACACCUACUCCAGCUAAUGCAGGGAGCAGCAAUGAGGUGAAUCUCAGUGGGUGUUCUCGAGGACAUGCCCAACACAUGAUUUAAUCCAACUUAUUGCUGUUGAACUCCUAGUGUGGCAGGUGCUGCAUUAAGAACUUCCCCUUCCGUGAAUAGUUCAGCAAUGUGCCAAUUCCAAGGUGUUGCUUGUUGUUCUUGGUGCAAUCAAUUCUCUCUGAACAGCCGUUUUCCUGGGAUAAACAUUGUGCUUAAACUGAUACCGGAGAGACUGAAUUUCAUGUGUGGAACAAAAUGCUACUGUAGGGCAUGUGAGUAAAAACCAAUAUACUGAAUGUCUUCACUACUGAUACUUUGUACACACUUUGAGUUAAGCUAUUUACUCACUGCUCCUGGAACUUACUACUGACAGUGGAAUCUUCUAACCACCAAUCAUCAGAAAUAUACUGGACCAGAGUGCUGGCUUGUGUUUGACACUGUCUCAGUCACAUGUAUAUAUGUCACUGGACAACUGUAUGUGUCCCUAGCGCACUUAUGAUAUGAUUGGAGAUGUACAUUGGAUGAUUGUUUUGCUAGUCACACAGCUGCUUUUAUAUACAGGAUAGGAUGUGCUGGGCAGUGGCUUGCCCAGAGAAAGGUGAAUACCCUGCCACCCAAAGGUUGUUAAUCCCACAGAAACAUGCUGCUCUGGAGGGGCUUAUUGCUCCCAUAAAACAUGUACUGUUUGAACUAAAAAUCGAGGAAGAAAGUCAUACCCCUGUGUCCUGUGUUUCAAGGCCAUUUGGGAACAGAGCAUUGAAACAUAAGGGCGUGUCUGAGUCAUUGACACGUCUCACCUGUAUCCAGCCAAAUAAUCCUCCCUGCCCUCCAAGAAGUGAUUAAAGACCAAGAUAAAAUGCCUACAGUGUCUUAACACUUCCAGAAGAGGGAAAUCGUAUUCUUCAGUGUCAUUGUUCUAGUUUUUAAAGUGUCUUCUGUGUUAAAUACUUUCUUCCAUUCAUACCAAGUAGUUAGCAGGAGCCUUUAUAAGAUCCUUCCAAAAAGGGAUUUUAAACAGUGAAAUCCGGGCUCUGCUGUGACUUUAAUACUCACUUGUACCAAAAUCCUGCUAGUUUGUUUUCCCUUUGAAAGGAUGGAGUCAGCUUGCAAAUUGUAUGUCUGAUUCCCAGUAUGCUGCUGGGAGUCAUGACACACUUCUGGGUAUUUGCUGUAGUUAAAGGUAACACUAAAGGGUCCUGAAAGAUGUUUGGGGGGCAGGGAGGGGGGAAUAAAAGGUUUCCUCUGAGGUUCCUCCCCCAAUCUCACAUAACUUUGUGCAUUUUACAGGACUUUUGAUAGUCAGCUUCACUGUUUUCCCUUAGAGCCAGUCAGAGCUUUCCUAUACAGGGAAACAGACCUGCAAAAUUACAACAGUAUUGUUAUUCUGGCAUAGCUAUAACGGUAUAGCUCCCAAAGUAGACUCAGAGACUUGAAGGUCAGAAGGAACCAUCGUGAUCAUCUAGUCUCACCUCCUGCACAUUACCCACCCACUGACUGUAUUCCAGAAUAAGUGACUUUUUCUAGUGUAUCUUCUAUGGCUUCGGAGGCAGUUUAAGCUUACUGAAGAAGUUACUUGCAUUACAGUAUUCUCUUUAGGAGUUAUACCACUAAAGCUAUGUUGGAAUAUUUAUACCACUAUAAUUCUGCUGGUCAGUUUUCCCAUGUAGACAAGCCUUCAGUAUCUCCCUUGCUCUUAGAAACAUCGACAUGGGAGUAGAAAAACCGUUUAAAAUGGUUUUUAAAGAAUAUAAAAGUAAGUCACAAUGUGCUGAUUUAAAGGGAGAUUGAUCAGGAAGGGGAGUAUUUUAAAAUGCAGGGCUUGUCUGCAUGGCAAACUGGAAUAUAAAUCUACACUGCAUUAGUUUGCCAUGCGCUAACUAGCUGUGACAACAAAGUGCACUAAGGAACUUCUAGUGCAUGGGAGCAGGGUCCAUAUGCCCAGCAGGCUAGUGCACUGUAGAUUUAUGCCCUGUCUUCUUGUGCAAUAAGUCUCCAUGUAGAUGAGCCCAAGUAGACUUUAAAAAUGUACAAUGAUAGUGUCCCUUUAACCUGGAUGCCUGUGGCUCAGCCCCAUUGACUUCAGUGGGAGCACUGCGCAGGCAUCUGAGCGGUGCAUUUGAUCCUCUCUAGGGAAUGUUCAGUAGCAUCCACUCAUUCUGUGUUGUAAAGCGAAAAGUGAACGGCCCACUGGAAUGACAGUAUUGAUAUUAGAGACACAAGGUGGGUGAGGUAAUACCAUUUAUUGGACCAGCUUCUGUUGGUGGGAGA
This is a messenger RNA of Chelonoidis abingdonii (Abingdon island giant tortoise), 4256 nucleotides long. RefSeq names its product kelch like family member 3 (gene KLHL3). NCBI's taxonomy places the organism in Eukaryota, Metazoa, Chordata, Testudines, Testudinidae. Gene Ontology annotation, molecular function: protein binding. The record is from RefSeq and is a predicted model, not a curated record. Gene Ontology annotation, cellular component: cytosol. Gene Ontology annotation, biological process: renal sodium ion absorption; protein K48-linked ubiquitination; monoatomic ion homeostasis.